Debaryomyces fabryi is the source of this 375-nucleotide messenger RNA. RefSeq lists its product as uncharacterized. The coding region runs from base 1 to 375 and encodes 124 amino acids. Lineage: Eukaryota; Fungi; Ascomycota; Pichiomycetes; Serinales; Debaryomycetaceae. The transcript has a single exon. The record is from RefSeq and is a predicted model, not a curated record.
AUGCCUACUAUCGGAUCCUGUGCAUUUUGGGCUGAUCAGGGGUCAGUAACUUUUGAUAGAAAAAUGCAUUCGUAUGGUGGUGGAGCCAAGAUCUUAGAAGAUUUCAGAAGAUGGAAAGCAAUGUCAACAUCUGAAAAAACUGUUACGAUUGUGAAAGAUAACAAAUACAAGAUACUCAUAGGUACAUGGUUAGGUUCCCUUUAUGGGAAAUGGGCCUAUGUAGAGAAUAACAGAAUAAUGGAUGCUACGCAAAAGGCUGUCAGAAUUAAGAACUUUGGUAUUGCCAGUACUGGGAUUCUUGCAUUGGGUAUAUUUUCGCUUAUUAUGAACGGAAGAUAUCCCAAGUCACAAUCUUCUAGUGCUAGCAAAGAAUAG